Oryza sativa Japonica Group (Japanese rice) is the source of this 1862-nucleotide messenger RNA. RefSeq lists its product as uncharacterized. Gene Ontology annotation, biological process: molybdate ion transport. Lineage: Eukaryota; Viridiplantae; Streptophyta; Magnoliopsida; Poales; Poaceae. Gene Ontology annotation, molecular function: molybdate ion transmembrane transporter activity. The record is from RefSeq and is a predicted model, not a curated record. Gene Ontology annotation, cellular component: membrane.
CCAAACCUCCCCACUCGGCGACGCGACCACCACCACUCUCUUCUUCUUCCCCAUUGCCGUCGUCGAUCUCGCCGGCGACACCGCCGCCACCGCGCCUCCGCCUCCCUCCCUUCCGCGGAUCGUGGCGGGCUAGGGCGUGGACUCUCCUCCUCGGUCCUCCACGGAUCGAGCCCGCCGCCGAUGGGGGUGGUGAUCGAGCGGGAGGAGUGGGCGCUCACGCCGCUCGCCUACCCGCUCCUCUCCGCCGCCUCCCUCGCCGCGGUGCUCCUCCUCCCCUACUUCUCCCCACCGUUGCACGCCACCGCCGCCGCGUCCCCGUCGUCGCACUCCCCCUUCGACGUGGGCACCACCCCGUUCCUCCGAUUCCGCCGCGGCUUCCUCUUCGUGUUCUCGCUCGCGUCCGUGGCGGAGGGGAUCCAUUCCGUGUUCGGGGAGGAUGAGUUCGCGCGGUGUGGGCUUGGAAGGGAGCAGAUGGCCGCGCGCCUUGCCGCCGCCGCAGCAGCCGUGCUCUUCCUCGGUGGGCUUUCCGGCGUCGUCUCAGAUAAACUAGGACCACGGCAGGCUUGUAUAUUCUACUGGAUGCUUCAACUUGCAGUGGGUGCCUUGAAGAGUUUUAGUGGGCUUCGUUGUGCAUGGAUUAGCAACUUGAUUUCGGCCCUUGCCUCAUCAAUGUUCUAUUUCUGUUUCGAGACAUGGUUUGUGGUGGAGCAUGAGAAGCAAGGUCAGAAGCAAGAUUUGCUGUUUGAUUCCUUCUGGCUGAUGACAUUCUUUGAGUCAAUGUCCCUUCUUGGAAGUCAAGGAAUUACAAAUCUAUUGGUUAAUGAUGAUGACAAGGGAUUUCUGCUACCCUAUGCAUUUGCAGCUUUACUAUCAAUAGUUGGUCUUCUAUAUAUCAGAAAAAAUGCACCAAGUACUACUCAUCAUGCAUCUGUCAUUGGGAGCUACCAAAAAUCAUUUUUUGCUCAUGUCUUCAGAGACAAAAGAGUACUGAUUCUGGUCUUAGCUCAAGCAAGUAUACAUUUCUCUAUGUCAGCCUUUUGGUUUCUCUGGGCACCAACCAUAGUGGCUGACGGAAGGGAUGCUCAGCUGUCACUAAUUUUCCCCUGUUUUCUUGCCUCAAGAAUGUUUGGAAGUGCUAGCUUUCCAUGGUUUUAUGGAACCACAGCUCCUUUUCAGAAUGAGGACAGCCUAACGAUAGCAUAUGUUACUGUGGGGAUCGCUUUAUCAAUUGUGGCUUAUGAUUACCAGGAUAUUGGGACAUUGGUGAUACUGUUCUGCAUCUUCCAUGCAUGUGUAGGCUUUAUUCUUCCUUCAUUAGCACGAUUGAGAACAAUGUACCUGCCAAAUGAACUACGUGGGGGCAUGAUGAGCUUUUCUCUGGGACUGGCAAAUGCUGCUAUCUUCAUUUUCCUAAUGCAGGGUUCAUACCAUCAAAACAUUGCAAAUUCAACCAUUCUAGGAUUUGCGGCCUGUGGCCUUCUAGUGGCUGGGGGUUGCAUUCAUAUGCUGAGGCGGCGGAGAAAGCACACUCGGCAAGAUACACGCAGUUUGUAGAAUCUUGGGCAGAUAAUAUGGGAUUACACAACCAGCUUCAGGUUGUUUUUGUACUAGCAUCUUGGAUUUUCCACGUUUUUCAUCACCUCUGUUUCUGUUUCUCAGUAGCAAUAUUGUCUACGUGCUGACGACUGGUGUGUGACUCAUCAAAGAUAGAUGUAGGAUACAAUUUUCUGUACACAGAAAUGGUUCCAUCGAUGACUGAAACACUCAAGAAUUCUGUAGACAUGUAAAGCUGCUACUGUUUAAUGCCAUUCUUUUUCUUCCAUUUAUACCUGAUACAGUGACCCAUUUUGUUUCUGGUGAUC